CAGCAGCUGCUAUUAAAGCUCUGCGGACCAAGGGGCAGUGGUCACAAAUAUCUCUCUAGAUCAGCUACUAGGGAAAAAAAAUACUGAAUUAUUAAAGAUUAAGCCCUACUUAUCACAAUGCACUGCCUGAAAAGUCUGAGGACAGCUAACCCGGGAAUCUUACAGCUAUUUAAAAAUGCAGGGAUCUCCGCCAGAGUUGGAGCUGACAACAUUGUUUUGUCCAGGACGCAGCAACAUGUUCCCUGCUGGGCUGCAGCAUCACCCCACGCCCACAAAGCCUUUCACUACCAGAAAGACCCUGAUGUGGACCAAGGACACCCCAAGAGUAGGUUUAUGUCCAGUAUGGAGGAUUUACUUUUCUACACUAUCACUGAAGGCAAAGAGAUGAUCCCCCUGUCCCAGUUCAUCACUGCUUUGAGAAAGACAGGUUUGUUGACAUCUGACCCUCGGUUGCGUGACUGUGUCCGUCAGAUGCGACAAUCCUCACGUGACUCUGCCGGGCCAGUCAUGAUGGACCAGAAGCUCUUCAAAAGGUGUGUGGGCAACAACAUCAUGCUGCUGACUAAGGCUUUCAGAAAGAAGUUCAUCAUUCCAGACUUUGAACAGCUGACCCAGCACAUCAAUAGGAUGUAUGACAAUGCGCAAAAGCAGGAGGCAGGACAAGUAGCUGAUUACAUUCCUCAGCUGGCUAAAUUCAGCCACGAUCUCUGGGGUGUAUCUCUGUGCACGAUUGAUGGGCAGAGACACUCUGUGGGUGACACCAAGGUUCCCUUUUGUCUGCAGUCAUGUGUGAAGCCUCUGGAAUACGCCAUUGCUCUGCACGAGUUGGGCAGCGAGCAUGUUCACCAAUUUGUGGGCAAAGAGCCCAGCGGAUUCAAGUUCAACAAACUGUCCCUUAAUGACGAAGAUAAACCACACAACCCGAUGGUAAAUGCCGGAGCUAUCGUCCUCAGUUCUUUAAUUAAGCCUCAUUCAAAUAAGGCAGAGAGGUUUGACCACGUGAUGGAGUUCUUGAAAAGCUUGGCUGGAACAGAGUAUGUGGGCUUUAGCAAUGCAACUUUUCAGUCUGAAAGGGAGACUGGUGAUAGAAAUUAUGCAAUUGGUUAUUACCUCAAAGAGAAAAAGUGCUUUCCUGACAAUGCAGAUAUGACUGCAGCCCUUGACUUCUACUUUCAGUUGUGCUCCAUUGAGGUGAACUGUGAGUCAGGAAGUGUCAUAGCUGCCACACUGGCCAACGGGGGUAUUUGUCCAAUCACAGGUGAGCGUGUGCUGAGUGCUGAAGCUGUUCGCAACACCCUGAGCCUCAUGCAUUCCUGUGGCAUGUACGACUUCUCCGGACAGUUUGCCUUCCAUGUGGGCUUGCCUGCUAAAUCUGGUGUUUCGGGUGCUGUUCUGCUGGUUGUCCCCAACGUCAUGGGUAUCAUGUGUUGGUCUCCACCAUUAGAUCGGCUCGGAAACAGUGUUCGUGGCAUUCACUUUUGCCAGGAGCUGGUGUCUCAUUUCAACUUCCACAAUUAUGACAACCUGAGGCACUUCACCAAGAAACACGAUCCCAGGAAUAGAUCAGAUGAAGAUUCAAACAAGUCAGUGGUAAACCUGAUGUUUGCAGCCUACAGUGGUGACCUCGCUGCUCUGAGGAGGUUUGCCCUUUCAGCUGUGAACAUGGAGCAGAGGGACUACGACUCUCGCACUGCGCUCCACAUUGCUGCUUCAGAAGGUCAUUUAGAAGCUGUUAUCUUCCUAACUGAAGUAUGUAAAGUGAAUCCCCACAUGAAAGACAGAUGGGGAAACACACCUCUAGAUGACGCCAUGCAGUUUGGCCAUGAUGUUAUUGUUUCAGCCUUGCAAGAAUACACAGACCGCAACGCCCCAUGCAACACAGAGGAGCAGAAGACCACACUGGAGACAUACAGUACGUUGAAAAGCAUCGUCUAAACUAGAGACGGUGCAGUACCAUUUUUUGUUUCUCGAUUCCCAGUGAUGUAGUCAAAUGUAUUGGAGUUGGUAUAUUGUACUGUGUAUAUAUUGGCCAGAAUCUGCCUUUUGGGGGGACGGGGAGGGGUCGGGGUGUCCUCCCCCAUGGAAGUUUCGAGCAUUAACGACUUCAUUUCCUGUAUUCGGAUUCACUUUUAUGCACCGAUUUACGGAGGAAAUACCGCUAUUUAGCCUAUGCUUUUGGGCAAGUCGUGGCCUAAAGGUUAAAGAAGCGAGCUUGAGGUCGCCGGUUCAAUCCCCCGACCAACAGGAGGAAAUCUGGGGGGGGGAAGUGAAGCAGCGCUUGUCCUUCCCUCAUUACCACCACUGAGGUGCCCAACCACUCUAGCGGAGCUGCUCAGUGGCCAGCAGAUCAGACUGGGGUUGUACCGGGCUGCUUCCAGGUAUGAAUGUGUAACUGUGUGAAUGUGACAGGUCGUCGUUGCAAAUGAGAAUUUGUUCUCAAUUGACUUACCUGGAUAAAUAAAGGUUAAAUAAAAUUGGCUUGUGUUGCAAUUUUAACAAACUGUUUUUGUGCUAAGCUUAUGAUAGAAAAUGCCACUAUGAUGUAAAUAUUUAAUAUGGUGUGCCUAUUUAUUGUUUAAAUAUUGAAAUAUAUUUUGCUUCAUUGAUGUCAUUGAAUCAGGGGAUUUUAUGGGCCUUUGUAAUAUAUAUUCCCUAAGCUGCUAUAUUAAUUAACUAAAUAGGUGAUACCAUUGUAUUUGUGCCUGUGACACUGGAAGGACUAUUUCAUUGUAGUUUAUUGGGGCUCAUAGGCCAGUUUAUACACUGCUGAUAUCUUGCGUUGUGUUUGUUUUCUUUAUAGCUCUUUUUUAUUGGUCACUUGUUAUUAGAGAAACAUCUGCAUAUUGCAGGUGCUGAUAACAGUGCACAUUUGGGUUACUCUUACACAAAAUACAUAAAUCAAUUAAUGUUGCAAACUAGACACACAAAUGUUUAAAAUUUGACAUAAGGAAAUUAAAGCUUUUGCUUGUUAGCAUGUGUAUGUAGUGAACUAUAGAAAACAGACAUAAAGUCAUGUGAUAAAAAAUGCAAUAUUCUACAGUUUAAUGAUCUCAAAUGAAUGCACUUUAUUCACAUUGCUUUAUUUAAUUUAACUCAGUAAAAGGCAGUGAAAUGAGUCCUCCAGAUGACUUAAGCUUUAGUCUGUCACUGUAAAUGUGUAUAAUCUUGCUAUAUGUAAUGUAAAUGUUAUUUUUAUUAAACAAUAUACAGUAUGAACAUGAGACUAAAAACGUUAUUGUUGUUGAUUUCAGCUUUGUAACUGUGUGGGU
Molecule: messenger RNA, 3269 nt
Organism: Etheostoma spectabile (orangethroat darter)
Lineage: Eukaryota; Metazoa; Chordata; Actinopteri; Perciformes; Percidae
Product: glutaminase liver isoform, mitochondrial
Exons: 18
Coding region: 118-1935 (605 amino acids)
Biological process (GO): L-glutamine catabolic process
Molecular function (GO): glutaminase activity; protein binding
Source: RefSeq, a predicted model, not a curated record